GACUAUGUAUAUACAACAGGAAAUCAACAUUUUCAUUUAAAAUUUUAGGGUAUACCCAUAUUUUAUUACACAUCUGCAAUCUGCCAUUGUUGUGUCAUUGAGGUUGGUAGUGAUGUCCGACUCGGAAGAUGAAGAAGUUCCAGACACUCGAUUAAAAAUUGUUGUUCUUGGUGAUGGAGGAAGUGGGAAGACAUCAACCAUCACAAGAUACACACAAGAUCAAUUCGUUAAAUCUUACGACCAAACUCUGGGUGUUGAUUUUUACCUUAAAAGGAUCGUUUUACCAGGCAACCACAACGUUACAUUACAAGUUUGUGACGUGGGUGGUCAGAACCUUGGUGGUUCCAUGUUCGAUAAAUAUAUUUAUGGAGCAAAUGGGUUUGUUUUACUGUAUGACAUCACAAAUCUUCAGAGUUUCCAAAACAUCGAAGAAUGGAUGUCAGCUGUUCAGUCAUGUGACCUGUCGAACAAACCUUAUUUUACGUUGGUUGGAAAUAAAGUUGAUUUGGAACAUCAACGUGCAGUAAACAAAAAGAAACAUGAAAGUUAUGCAGCUGAAAAUAAUAUGUCAAGUCAUUUCAUAUCAGCAAAAACUGGGGAUUCGGUGGAAUUAUGUUUCAAGAAACUUGCUGCUGAUAUUUUAAAGAUAAAAUUAUCGAAAGCAGAAGUUGAUGGGGCUCAUCGUGUAAUGAAAGCGGAAGUCCAAGCAAGUAAAGCAAGUUCACCAUCAGUUAAAACUAGAUCAACUAAAACCAAAAGCAGCAUCUGUGUUAUCCAAUGAAAAAAUCUUGUACACUGAACCAGCAAUUUGCAACCAUGCAUACAAAUGAUACAAUUAAUGGUUGUUAACAUUUACUAAUACUUUUACGAAUUUGCGAGAGACUUUUUGAUGACUUGCACUUAACUAUUUUUAAUAGUUGUCUAACUAUU
Ciona intestinalis (vase tunicate) is the source of this 930-nucleotide messenger RNA. Its product is annotated as ras-related protein Rab-28-like. Gene Ontology annotation, molecular function: GTP binding; GTPase activity. NCBI's taxonomy places the organism in Eukaryota, Metazoa, Chordata, Ascidiacea, Phlebobranchia, Cionidae. The record is from RefSeq and is a predicted model, not a curated record.